AUGACUCCCCCACCCCGUGUAUCAGGGGCGGAGCUCGACUGGGCGGCCAAGGCGCGGCUCUGGGCGGAGCAGCGGGCGGCGCAGGAAGCGGCGGACGCAGCGGCGGCGGUAGCUGCGGCGGCAACAAAUAAAGAAGCAGCAGCUAACGGGGACAAGGAACCGCCGAAACAGGAUACUGCAGCAGCGGAUGCGGCGGGGGGGGCGCCGGGAACGCAACAGCAGGAUGUGGGUGCGGGGGGCGGGGGAGGCGGAGGAGGCGGAUACGGGGGGUAUGUCGCUGCUGACGGGACGUAUGUGGGUGGUGGGUAUGGCGGGAGCUCCGGGGCAGAACAGCAACAGCAGCAGCAGCAGCAACAGCAGCAACAGCAGCAAGAGCAGCAGCAGCAGCAGCAGUACUAUCAGCAGCAGCAUUACCAGCAGUAUUACUACCCGCCUGAAAUGCACCAGCAGCAGCAGCAGCAGCAAAUGUACAUGUACCCACCUCCACCUCCUUCCCACGGCCCGCCUCUCCCCCCCCACACGCAUCCCCCCGAUCCCGCGUCGUUCUACCCGCCGCAGUACCCCCCUUCCCCGAUGCAGUACCCCCCUCCCCCCGCGCAAUUCCCCCCUACUGCCCCCGCUGGUUCGUACAACGGAGUGUACUCGGGAUAUGGGGACGCAAAUGCGCCUGACGCAGCAGCAGCGGCAGCAUCAGCAGGAGCCGGUUUUCCCCCGCAGCACGCGCACGAGCAGCACUACCAGCGCCUGCCCCCGCCACCCCCCCCUCCGCCGCUCCUCUCCGCCCCGCCUCCCGCGCACGCCUCCUCUCUCCCCCCUCCGCCCGCCCCGCCGCCAGCAGCAGGGGCGGCAGCAGCGUACGCGCCGCCAGCCAAUCAGGCAGGAGACAUGUCCGUGCUCUCACCAGCGGUGCUGGCGGCGGCCCAGGCGGCAGCAGCCUCUGCAGGAAUGUAUUUUGAUCCGGCUGUUUAUGACAUGGGAGGGGGUGGCUCUGUCACUCCUGGCGCUAAGCCAAAGAAGUCCCUCCCCUCGUGGCUUGUGGAUGAGGUCAUCAAGAAGAAGGCAGCCUUAGCAGCAGCAGGAGCGGCAGACUCACCCGCUAAAGCGCCCCCCAAGGACAAAUGGUACAACGAUAGAGGCCCUCUCGCUGGAACUGGUGCUGGCGCUGGUGGCGCCUCUCGUGCUGGUGGUGGGGGGAGAAGGGGUGUGGAGAGUGACGAUGAGGAGGAGGACGAGGAGGAGGAGACGGAGGUGCAGCGGCGGAUGGCGAUGAACAAUGAGAUCAAGCGCGUGCUCACAGAAGUGCUGCUUAAGGUGGGUUGGAUGUUGAGGGCAGUCGCAUGUGAGGGGGAUUGCACGCACUGCUGCCAGGUGCAGCGGCGGAUGGCGAUGAAUAAUGAGAUCAAGCGCGUGCUCACAGAAGUGCUGCUUAAGGUGGGUUGGAUGUUGAGCCGUGUGCUUAAUUCGCCACUACACCGUCUCUCCCCGGCCUGCCCCAUCCUCUCCCCCUUGUCCCAAACUUUCCCUCCCGCACCACCCUCCCCCUUGUCCCGCGCUUUCCCCUCCGCACCACCCUUUCCCCUCCGCACCACCCUUUCCCCGUUGUCCCACACUCUCCCCCUGCCCCGACCCCUCUCUCCCUGCCAACAGGUGACUGACGACAUGGUGAGGCGGAUUGCCAAGGAUGCUCUUAGGGAUCCCCGCGAGGAGGACGACGAGGAGGAGGCGGAGGAGGAGGAGAAGGGGAAGAAUGUCAGUGGAGGGAAAUGGGUGACAGUGGGUGAAGGGGAUGAGGAGGAGGAGGAGGAGGAGGAGAAAGGGGCCGAGGGGGAGAAGGAUGGAAACAGGCGUAUGGAGGAUGAUGAUGAGGAGGAUGAGGAGGGGGAGGGGGAGGAGGAGGACGACGAAGAGGAUGAGGAGAAGGAGGAGGAGGAGAAGGAAGAGGAAGAGGAGGAGGAAAAGGAGAAGAAGGAGGAGAAUGAAGUGGGCAAGAGUAAGGAGGAGAGCAAAGAGAAGAAAGGAAAAGCUGAUGCUGAUGCUGAUAGUGACGGCGGCAGGAGUGAAGAGCGGGGGAGGGGAGGCAGGCACGGGCGAUUAGACAAAAGGAAGGAGGCAAGCAGGAAGGGCAGGCAUCGCAGCAAGUCUCGCUCCCCGUCCCCUCAACCCGAGCAGUCAGGCAGUGGUGGAGACGAGGAGGAGGAGGAUCGUGGCAGGUAUGCCCUCUUCCAUGCCCUACCUACCCUCCCCACCUCAUCGCUCACUUCUGCUCGUCCUCCUUUGCUGUGUUAUUCCUGUCAAUGA
Molecule: messenger RNA, 2298 nt
Organism: Closterium sp. Naga37s-1
Lineage: Eukaryota; Viridiplantae; Streptophyta; Zygnematophyceae; Desmidiales; Closteriaceae
Source: the annotation of a GenBank genome assembly